AUGAGUCACACAUCAAGACAAAUAGCAAUGUUUUUCAACAGUAAUUUUGACACGAAAUUCAAGGAUUUAGACUUUGCAAAACCAACCCCAACGAUAGCACGACGGGUAUUUAAUGUAUUAAUGGGAGAGACUAUGCAAAUUAAAAAGCGAGAAAGAAACCGAAUGCUUGAAGGAGCAUGUCCAAUUUCAUUACCCAAAUUAAUUUACAUUAAAGAAUUAGGAGAAGUAAUGGGGAAACUAGGGUACGAAGACUUUGACAUUAUUAAUGAUAUUGGAUUUGUGGAAAAACAACGAUUUCUUAAGAUGUGUGAGAGCAUUAUGGAGUAUCUUGAAAAGCACAAAGAGUAUGGAAAAAGAAAAGAAGAAAUAAUAGAAGAAUAUAAAGAAAAAAGAAAAGAAGUAGAAGAGAAAGAAGGGGAGUAUAAAAGAAAAAGAAAAGAAAAGGAAGAGUUAAUUAAACGAAAAGAAGGGGAUCAACCAGAGAUAGAAAGACAUGAAAGAAUAAAAGAAGAAGAAAAGAAAAAAGGAGAAGAAAUUAAAGAAGAAAUAAAAGAGAUAAAAGAAGAAAUUAAUAAUAUAAUAGAAAAAAUAGAACAGAAAGAAAAAGAAAAAAAGAUUAAAGAAGACAGCAUUAAGAAAGAGAAAGAAUAUAAUGAACGGAGUAAAAAAAUUCAAGAAAAUAUAGAAGAAAUUAAAGUACAAGAAGAAAGGAUUAAAAGACUUAAAGAGGAAAUUAAUAACACCGAAAAAGAAAAAGAAAAGAAAGAAAGUCAAAUCACGAGAUAUAAUGCACUCAAACAAUCAUGUGUUGUUUGGAGGUCAAAUCUUCAAAUUGUUAAAGAAGGAAUAGAACAAAUUAAAAGGAAAGAAGAAGAAAUUGAAAGAAUAAACAAAGAAAAAAAAGAACGAAGUGAAGAAAUUAAACACAAAGAAGAUAAAUAUAAAGACUUAGAAGAUAAAACAAAAAAAGAAGAAAAAGAACAAGCAAUAAAAGAGGAAGAAAGAAAUAAAAUAAAAGAAAAAGUAGAUAAAGAAUUUACCCAAUUUGAAUUAGACACUUCUCAACUACAUUUAAUUUAUGAAGAUAUUAACAAAAAAGUAGAAAUAGCAAAAAGUAACAAAGCUACUAUUAUUGAAAUAAUUAAAGACAUAGAAAAAAGAAUUAACAAUAUUAAAACAACACACUUUUAUAUGGUUAGAGAAUUACAUGACCAACUUCUUCAACUUAAAUCAAUUCUUUCAACACUUGAUACUUUAAUUAAUUAA
This is a messenger RNA of Entamoeba nuttalli P19, 1266 nucleotides long. RefSeq lists its product as hypothetical. NCBI's taxonomy places the organism in Eukaryota, Evosea, Mastigamoebida, Endamoebidae. The transcript has a single exon. The coding region runs from base 1 to 1266 and encodes 421 amino acids. The record is from RefSeq and is a predicted model, not a curated record.